GCGGCGGGUGAGGCCAUGGCGCUGGCGCUGGGCGAGAGCGGGCUGGCGGUGGGGGGCGGCGGCACCAGCGGGCCCGGGGGCAGCCGGCUGCGCCGGCAGCUGGAGUUGGGGAGCUUUGCGGCGGGCGAGUACGUGAAGCAACUGUCGCAGCAGUCGGACGGCGACCGGGACCUGCAAGAGCACCGGCAGCGCAUCCAGGCGCUGAGCGAGGAGACGGCGCAAAGCCUGAAGCGCAACGUCUACCAGAACUACCGGCAGUUCAUCGAGACAGCGCGCGAGAUCAGCUACCUGGAGAGCGAGAUGUACCAGCUCAGCCACAUCCUCACGGAGCAGAAGGGCAUCAUGGAGGCCGUCACCCAGGCCCUGCUGCUGCAGGCUGACCGUGAUGACCCCGCGCUGGGCGUCCGCCGUGCCGCCACCGACUCUCACGGCAACAACCCCUUCCUGCCCCUGUCAGCCAAGGAGGUGGCAGUCAGCGAGGAGGGCCGGCAACGCACGCUCACCACCCUGCUGGAGAAGGUGGAGGGCUGCCGGGACCUGCUGCCUGAGAGCCCUGGCAAGUACCUGGUAUACAAUGGGGACCUGGUGGAGUACGAUGCUGACCACAUGGCGCAGGUGCAGCGGGUGCACGCCUUCCUCAUGAAUGACUGCCUGCUGGUGGCCACCUGGCUGCCCAACCGGCGUGGCGCCUACCUCUACGAUGCCCUCUACCCGCUGGACGGGCUGGCCGUGGUCAAUGUCAAGGACAACCCGCCCAUGAAGGACAUGUUCAAGCUGCUCAUGUUCCCCGAGAGCCGCAUCUUCCAGGCCGAGAACGCCAAGAUCAAGAAGGAGUGGCUGGAGGUGCUGGAGGAGACCAAGCGGAGCCGUGCCCUGAGUGAGAAGCUGCGGCUGGAGCAGGAGGCUCUGCCGCGGGCAGCCCCGCCCUCUCCAGAGUCAUCCAACCCCUUCGAGAAGGAUGAGGAUGAAGUGGAGCCUCCACCCGAGCAGGAGAAAGUGGAUCUGUCCCUGGAGUGGAUCCAGGAGCUUCCUGAGGACCUGGAUGUCUGCAUUGCCCAGAGGGAUUUUGAGGGUGCAGUGGACCUGCUCGAUAAGCUGAACGAGUAUUUGGCAGACAAGCCCGUCAGCCAGCCGGUGAGGGAGCUCCGGACAAAAGUGGAUGAGAGAGUUAGGCAGCUCACAGAUGUGCUGGUGUUUGAGCUCUCUCCAGAUCGCUCGCUGCGUGGUGGGCCAAGGGCUACUCGCCGGGCUGUGUCUCAGCUCAUUCGCUUGGGUCAGUCGACCAAGGCUUGCGAGCUGUUCUUGAAGAACCGGGCGGCCGCUGUGCACACGGCCAUCCGUCAGCUGCGCAUUGAAGGUGCUACUCUGCUGUACAUCCACAAGCUGUGCCAUGUGUUUUUCACCAGCUUGCUGGAGACUGCCAGGGAGUUUGAGACGGACUUUGCUGGUAACAGUGGCUGCUACUCUGCCUUUGUUGUGUGGGCACGCUCUGCCAUGAAGAUGUUUGUAGACGCCUUCAGCAAGCAGGUGUUUGACAGCAAAGAGAGCUUGUCAACUGCUGCUGAAUGUGUGAAGGUAGCUAAGGAGCACUGUAAGCAGCUUAGUGAGAUUGGACUGGACCUUACCUUCAUCAUUCACACCCUGCUGGUGAAAGACAUCAAAGGUGCUUUGCAAAGCUACAAGGAUAUCAUCAUUGAGGCCACCAAGCAUCGCAACUCUGAAGAGAUGUGGAGAAAGAUGAACCUGAUGACUCCUGAGGCUCUGGGGAAACUCAGAGAGGAAAUGAGAAGUUGUGGUGUCUGUAGUUUUGACCAGUACACAGGUGAUGACUGCUGGGUCAAUCUUAGCUACACUGUGGUUGCUUUUACCAAGCAGACUAUGGCCUUCUUGGAGGAAGCACUAAAGCUUUACUUCCCAGAAUUGCACAUGGUUCUCCUGGAAAGUCUUGUGGAAAUCAUCCUUGUAGCUGUUCAGCAUGUUGAUUACAGUUUGCGGUGUGAACAGGACCCUGAGAAGAAAGCAUUCAUCAGGCAGAAUGCAUCCUUCCUGUAUGAAACUGUUCUUCCUGUCAUAGAGAAAAGGUUUGAGGAAGGGGUCGGAAAGCCAGCCAAGCAGCUACAGGAUCUGAGGAAUGCUUCAAGACUUAUGCGUGUAAAUCCUGAAAGUACAACCUCUGUGGUGUGAAAUGAAAUGCUGUUCCCUUCAAAGGGUCUACUAUGCACUUCGAGAUAAUGUUAUCUAUGGACAUACCUUUAAAAUUUUUCCAAGUCUUUCAAAGCCACAGAACUCCAACUGCAAACUUUCUGAUGCUUAAGGCAUAUGAGCAAACUUUGAAAGCAAGUAAAGGGGAAAAAGUUUCUUAGAGAAAAAGAGGAGCAUUGGGUUAGCCUUGCUUAGGAUAUCUCUCUCCCUGCUUAACGGUGCCUAUUGUGGUGUGUUAAACUGAAAAGAAAUCAUGAUGAUAGUACAUCAUUCUUCUCUGGGCCAAAUAAACUAUUGGUGAAGUAUGAUAAAUAAGUAAAAAUGUAUACCUUAUGCAGAAAUGAAAUAUAAUCUGUAGUCACAUGUCAAAUAACAUGAUUUAAAAACACUGCAGUGUUUCCAAAUGAGUGUAAUUGCUUGGUUUACUGUAUGGGUGUGGUACUUGGUGAAGCUCAUCUCCCUUCCAAACAUGACUCAGCUCCAUGGAAUAGCAAAUGCAUUUGUACAACUGGCAUUAUGAUAUAACGAGGCAGGCAGUUUCAGUUAUCAGAAACACAGGAAGCACUUCCACAAUUAAAAAUCUUACUUGAGAGAACAUUCAUUUAUGCAAGUUUUAAAGGAAUAUUCUUAACUUAAAUCACAUCACUUUGAAUAUACUCUACCUACUGCUAGAAAAACUGCAUGUAAGAUCCUGAAAGAAAUUGCAACUUAUUCAUUCAUUUUUCCAAUUUAAUUCAGUGGGAGUUAGAGUAGGUUCAAUAUGUAAACCGCACAGUUUAGUUUUAGGUUUGGGAAUUGUUCACUGAAAUUCCAUUGUCUGCCUGUAGAAAUCUCAACAAAGAGCCCUUGUUUCAGAACAAAUGAGAUAGCAUUAUGCAAGAGGAAGGGGAAAGUAUUACUUUACAUUUGGGAAACUUCUAUCUUCACUGUACAAGUAACACUUUUUUAAUAAAAUAAAUGAAGCUUUUCUUAAAUAUAAACGCAAGUGCACAUAUUAAAGUUACUGCAAAUUUGUUAAUAUUGCUUCCUGUAUUACAGUAAUUGGCUAGUCCAGUUCUAUUUUUUUAAACAAAACUACGUUAUACCUGACUGCUUCUGAGAAUUGGAAGUUCUUUACAUUACAGCCACUAUGGCACCACAGACUUCCCCAGAAUAUCCUGUCAAAUGUGUUUUAGCAGUAACCAGGUUUUAGCAGGACCAUAUUUAGAGAUGAGAAUUUUUAAAAUUAAUAUACUUGGUUUCAUUGUGUAGCCAGCCAAGGUGCCACUUUCACAGGAUACAUACAUGUAUGCACGUGCGUGCACACACUUUCACAUAUACACUCAUGCACCUGUUCACUUAGAUUUUGAGCAGUGAACCAUCAUUUCAUUCCAUAGUAAUUUCUGAAAGGAGAUCACAACUUAUUCUUGACUCAGCCCAUUUACCUGUCUUUAACCAAUCUUGUAACCGUAGGUCAUUUUAGUCAUGAAAAAGUGAUGUUAAAGAACUGUAUGUCAAAUCUCUGUAGGCUCUCCUUAACUGGAAUGGUUGAGUUUCAUACUUUUUGUGCAUUUUUGAACUAGUGCCUCCUUUAAAUAAGACUCUUAGUGAUUCAUGUCAUUGUGAUAGACGCCUUAUAAAUGCAUGCAAUAACAAAUAUUUAAUGAGUAAAAACUCCUGAACAGCUGCC
Molecule: messenger RNA, 3871 nt
Organism: Gavialis gangeticus (Gharial)
Lineage: Eukaryota; Metazoa; Chordata; Crocodylia; Gavialidae
Gene: EXOC8
Product: exocyst complex component 8
Exons: 3
Coding region: 16-2184 (722 amino acids)
Biological process (GO): intracellular protein localization; Golgi to plasma membrane transport; exocytosis
Cellular component (GO): exocyst
Source: RefSeq, a predicted model, not a curated record